GGGGUAAAGAUGGCUACAGAAAACGAGGUCGUGUCCGAAAUCGAGGUGUUGCAAUCCAUUUAUCUGGACGAGCUGAAGGUCACUCAGAAAGAUGACGAUGGAUGGGAGGUGAGUCUAGUGCUUUACCCCUCAACAGCGGCAGAUUCCCUGUCUCAGUUUGUCCGGCUCACUCUAACGCUGACUUUAGAUUCACAGUAUCCCUCCUCUCCUCCCUCCAUCUCCAUUCAUAAUCCACGAGGCCUCUCAGAUGACAAGUUACUCAGUGUGCAGAAGUGUUUGAAGACGGAAGCUGAAUCAAGUCUGGGGACACCGGUUCUUUAUCAGCUCAUUGAGCGGGCCAAAGAGAUUCUCACAGAGAGUAAUAUUCCCCACGGGAACUGUGUCAUCUGUCUUUAUGGCUUUAAGGAGGGGGAGGUGUUCACCAAAACCAGUUGCUACCACUACUUCCACUCCCACUGCCUGGGUCGCUACAUCACCCACUCCGAGAAGGAGUUAAGGGAGAGGGAGAGAGAAAUGGAGGAGGACAAGACCAGAGAGAGGGCUGAAGGAGAGGAGCUAACGGUUGUGUGCCCAGUGUGCCGUGAACCUUUGACCUAUGACGUGGAGACGCUGUUGUCGGCUCCUGCUCCCAGUUUUCCAAAGAUGGAGGAAGCAGGUGUAGGAGCUGAUUUUAAACAGAAAUGGGUGGAGCUUCAGAAGAUUCUAGAACGACAGAGAGAGAGCGGUGGGAUUAUUGACCCAGAGGCAGAGUCAAAUAGGUUCCUUAUACAUAUUAAUGAGCCCCAGCCAAGCUCCUCUGAUGUCCCGUGCAAUACGUCUGAUGCCCCAUCCAGCCAAUCCCUGCCUUCCCCUCCAGCUACAUCCACCAAUCAGAACCCGACUUCACAAGGUCCGUAUGUUUCCAGCCAAUCACAGCGGAGGGGUGGCUACAGUAAAAGUCGUCAGGGAGAGUUUAAACGAGGACGGAGGGGAAAGGGUGGACAAGUGCCUUGUGAGACAUUGCCAGCUGUUGUGGACAAUGUGGAAAAGCUUCAUUUGUCCUCUGAGAAGUUCAAGGAUGUUAAGAAAGCUACAGGUGAACAACAGGACUUGCAAGCAGAAAACACACUGGAAGGACACGCCGUGGAACAAAAAUGUCGUGAUGAUGCUGAGAUCAGCGAGUCAUUGAAGAUGCAAUGUGGGCAGACUUUGGAUGCCAACCAACAAGAUUCUAUUGUAACUAUAGAUGGACAACAAAUAAGCCAGUCAGACGUAGAAAGCCGCAAAACUAAUGGUCAAACCAACUCGGUGAAUCGGGGUCAUAGGCGUGGCCAUCAGGAUAGAGGGCGGAGACAUGGUCAACAUGGAUCUGGCUAUUCGCAGGAAAAGAACUUUAGGGAACCCAACCAAUGGAAUCCUUCGGGGUUUGUUUAUCAUCACAGGGGAGGACGAGGUCAUAGAGCUAGAGGGGGCGGGGCUAGUUAUCCUCACACCAGAGGGGGCAGGGCAAACAGAGGCAGUGGGAGGGGUUUUCAUCCAAGAGUAGAAAGUGAAAGAGAGGAAGGAGUCCUCUGACAGUGGGAGAAGGGAGGGAUGGUGAGAGAGAGAAGCAUACCUCCCUACUGUACCAUAAGCACCUCUGUCAUAAUAAUAUCUAUAAUAAAGCUGCUGCUCAUUAGCAGUUAACAGAAA
This is a messenger RNA of Chanos chanos (milkfish), 1671 nucleotides long. RefSeq names its product ring finger protein 25 (gene rnf25). NCBI's taxonomy places the organism in Eukaryota, Metazoa, Chordata, Actinopteri, Gonorynchiformes, Chanidae. Gene Ontology annotation, biological process: protein ubiquitination. Gene Ontology annotation, molecular function: ubiquitin protein ligase activity; protein binding. Bases 10 to 1554 code for a protein of 514 amino acids. The record is from RefSeq and is a predicted model, not a curated record. Gene Ontology annotation, cellular component: nucleus. The transcript is spliced from 10 exons.